Molecule: messenger RNA, 2979 nt
Organism: Nilaparvata lugens (brown planthopper)
Lineage: Eukaryota; Metazoa; Arthropoda; Insecta; Hemiptera; Delphacidae
Gene: Synd
Product: protein kinase C and casein kinase substrate in neurons protein 1
Exons: 11
Coding region: 279-1742 (487 amino acids)
Biological process (GO): plasma membrane tubulation; regulation of endocytosis; cytoskeleton organization
Cellular component (GO): plasma membrane; endosome; cytoplasm
Molecular function (GO): protein binding; phospholipid binding
Source: RefSeq, a predicted model, not a curated record
GUUGCCUGGCCUGCUCAGUAGCGAACAUCUCUGUGAUGUCGACUGUUGUGAUCUGUGCUGUGAGAUCUGCGAUAAGUGGUUACGUUUUUAGUGUGUGAAAUUUUCUUUAUUUUCAAAAUUUGUGGUGUUCUGUGCUUUUAGUUUUAAUUAGAUACAUACAUGCUUAAACAAGUGAAUGAAAACAUCGUCUGAAUGAUAUUGGAAUAAACAAUUUCGAUUUGUGCUGGAUACAGUCAACCACCCAUUUCAAGGCUGAGGAGUAGCAGUAAGGGGGGAGGAUGUCUCACCAUAGCGACGACAUGAUGCUGAUAGCAUCGUCGGACUCGUUCUGGGAGCCGGGCAACUACAAGCGCACCACCAAACGCAUCGAGGAUGGCUACAAGUUGUGCAACGACCUCGUCACACUCAUCCAGGAGCGAGCCGACAUCGAGAAGGCCUACGCCAAGAGCCUCAAGGGCUGGUCCAAGAAGUGGACUGACCUCAUAGAAAAAGGUCCAGAAUACGGAACAUCGGAAGCAGCAUGGAAAGGAGCCCUAAUUGAAUCAGACCGAUUAUGUGACCUUCAUGUGAAGGUCAAGGACAAUCUCACCAAUGAAGUCAUACAGAAAGUGAAGAACUGGCAAAAGGACACCUACCACAAGUCAAUGAUCGCUAUCAAGGAACGAAAGGAAAUGGAAGAUACAUUCAAGAAGGCGCAGAAACCGUGGGGCAAACUACUGCAGAAGGUGAACAAGGCAAAGAGCGAUUACCACGCGGCGUGUAAAACGGAAAAAUCCGCCUCUAACCAGGAGAGAAACGCCACUGGUGAUAGCUCUUUAUCUAUGGAUCAGAGGGCGGCCUUGGUGAAAAAAAUGCAGGACCGUGUACAGAAAACGAAAGAAGAUGUACAGCGCGCUAAAGAGAAAUACGAAUUGGCGCUUCAGGAGUUGAACAGUUACAAUCCAAAAUACAUGGAGGACAUGACAGUAGUAUUCAACAAGUGCCAAGAAAUGGAAACACAGAGGUUGCAGUUCUUCAAAGAAGUUCUAUUCAGCAUACACAAGUGUUUAAACAUUUCACAAGAUCCACUGCUUCCACAAAUCUACGAAGAAUUCUACCAUACAGUGAACAACGCCGACCACGAAAAGGAUUUGAAAUGGUGGUCGAAUAAUCACGGAGUAAAUAUGGCAAUGAACUGGCCCCAAUUUGAGGACUACACCGAAGAGUUUCGGGACAUAGCCAAAGGAAAGUCCAAGGACUCAAUCCCGGCCGGAAGUAUCACACUCAUUAAUCAGCGGCCUGUCGGCGAGGACUUGCAUGAAUUUCCACCGACCAAUCACAAGACUGCAUCGAAGAAGCCGCAGAUGUCGCACCCUCGAGUGAUCUCGACGAAUGGCGUCGACGCAGCCGACACGCAAAAGCAGCCCAACAACAAAUCGUCGCCCGAAAACAACGGACCUUCUGCUACUAUCACGAAUGGGAAUGGGAACAGUCCUGGUCGAGGGGGCGGAGAGGUGAAUCCGUUCGAGGAGGAGGAGUGGGACGAGGAGGGGGAGGGGGAUCCACUGGUGGACAACGGGGAACCGGGUGUGCCCGUGCGGGCGCUAUACGACUAUGAGGGCGCAGAGUCCGACGAACUUAGCUUCAAACAAGGUGAAGAAUUUGAGAAGCUUGAAGACGAAGACGAACAAGGAUGGUGUAAGGGUAGAAAAGGAGGGCGAGUCGGUCUCUAUCCGGCCAACUACGUUGAACCGGUUGCUUGAGACCAGUUGACCGCCGUUAGCUAAUCAACCGUUAACUCAACUAUCCAAAACAUAGGAACAGAAUUAAUCUAUACAGAGAUCGAUAGUGUGUUAUAUACAUAAAUCUAGUGAUAUGAGAUCGGACAGCGGACGUGUGUGUUUGGUGCGAGAAUCUUUCUAGAACAUUCUAGAAUCUAGAACAUUCUAAAAUCUAGAACAUUUUCGAUCGGAUUGAAGACCAACACCAGCUCAAUAACAACUACUAUACUGUAAUUAAUAUUCUUUGUAAAUUGGUUAAGUAUUUAAAUAAGUGCGAGGUUGUAAUAAUUUUAGGUCUUUGAAAAGGCUUAGACAAAAAAUUUGUUGGUGUAUUAAGAAACAAUUGAGACAGUAAGAACAAUUAAUUUUGAACUUGUUGGAAGAAAUGAAUACACGAAAUUUCAUCGUCAUUUACAAACGAAACAUAAAAAGCAGUUCUUCCUUUGUUACAAUAUUUAUUUUAUUCAUUUAUGCAUCACAUAUUUGUUAAUAUUAAUUGUGUGGCUGUCAGUUUGUUUGAAGGAUAAUACGAAUAAAAUGGCGUCAAUUUAUCCAGAGGAAUGUUGUUUUUCUUGUUUAUUUUAUUUUUGUUGAUAGAAUUAUUAUUGUUCUGUUUAAUUAUAUCCAAAUAAAAUGAUUUAGGUUAUUAUUGUACUUACAUGAAUUUGUACAUGUUAAAAUGUGUAUUUUAUGAAUUGAUUUAUCGAAGAGGAACUUAACAAGCGAUUAUUUUAUUUUCAUUCCUUAUAUUUAUGUUUCAUAUUGUAUGAUAAGCAUUGUAUUGUGCUAAUGUGUAAUGUUGAAAUAAUGUGGCUACUAAGAAAUAGUGGCAAUUUGUGCUAACAUCCGAUAAAUAAAUUGAAAUUGCUGCAACGUAUUCAAGUUGUACCUAGUGCCAAAAAUCAACAAUAUUCUACUAGCAGUGUAUUAUAUAUUUGAACCGAAAUUUAUUUAUUGAUAUUGAAUUACUGGAAUUGAACCUGAACAAAGUAAUGUAGUUAAUAACUGAAUACGGUAUCACAGCAUUUUCAAUUUAUUUGCUAACAGGUAUAGUUAAGAGGCAUAUUCGUGAAAGCUUGAACUUUAAAUUGAUAGUUAUCAAAGUAAUAAAAUGAUACGAAACUAUAUUAAAAUCAAAUAAUGUCAACAUAUUAUAGAACGAUAAGAUUGUCUUAUUGUAAAUUUUAUUAUUUAUCAAUUACAGCUUUAUUUUUGUUUU